UUAUAUACAUUUUUUUUUUUUUAAGUAUACUGUAUUACAGUAUUUUAUUUGGAAUCGAUCUUUGCUGGAUUUCAGCUAGUUGCGGGGAUAUGGCCAGCAGGUCUGGGGCCAAGAAUCCAGCAAAAAAGAGAAGACUAGCAAAUGACACCCAGUCUCCCAGCCUAGGCGAGCAGAAGGCGGCAUUUUACAAGCUGCUGGAGGAAAGUUCCAUCAGGAGGUUCCUGAAAAAGGACACAAAUAUGCUAAUGUCAGACAAGUACCUACUGGCGAUGACCUUCAUAUAUUUCAAGAGAGCCAAGCUCAGGGUGACUGAAUAUACAAGCAGAAAUUUUUACUGCGCAUUGUUUCUGGCAAAUCAGAUGGAGGAGGAUGAAUUUGAUAUGCCAAUAACCAACUUCCAGGACAAGAAAGAUGCCUUAUGGAAGAGACUGGAGUACCGGACGUUUGUGUCCAUGGCAGAAUUGGUAGAGGUGAUAACAGCAGACAAGCAUUGGGCCUGGGAGAGGCACCGAAAAUUCUGUCAAGGCGGGGCUAAAAGGAGCUAUCCGGGAAGUGGCCCAGCAAACAAACGGAGGAAGAUUUAAAGACUAUCAGGGUGUAACACCGGAACAUCCAGUGGCGCCCAUUCAUCAAAAGUGUACCCUGCUGUAUUCCUCUGUGGCAGGCUGGGGAAUAACAUCUACUGAUUACUAUGUAUUAAAAUCAGCA
Molecule: messenger RNA, 708 nt
Organism: Pseudophryne corroboree (corroboree frog)
Lineage: Eukaryota; Metazoa; Chordata; Amphibia; Anura; Myobatrachidae
Product: speedy protein 1-A-like
Exons: 6
Coding region: 90-584 (164 amino acids)
Biological process (GO): positive regulation of cyclin-dependent protein serine/threonine kinase activity
Molecular function (GO): protein kinase binding
Source: RefSeq, a predicted model, not a curated record